Molecule: messenger RNA, 1389 nt
Organism: Rosa rugosa (rugosa rose)
Lineage: Eukaryota; Viridiplantae; Streptophyta; Magnoliopsida; Rosales; Rosaceae
Product: E3 ubiquitin-protein ligase CIP8
Exons: 1
Coding region: 88-1182 (364 amino acids)
Biological process (GO): protein ubiquitination
Cellular component (GO): cytoplasm
Molecular function (GO): ubiquitin protein ligase activity
Source: RefSeq, a predicted model, not a curated record
AAGCACCUAAUCUCCACCCCUCGCACUUUCUUCGCUCUUUCUUCAUAUCACCACUCAGGUCUCUCUCUCCGCCGUACCCGAAACUCAAUGGCCGAAACUCCAUCUCAGUCGCCGCCGCCGCGAUCCGUCUCCGACACGGAGACCGAGACGGAGGCGCAGCCGCAGGAGUACUGGUGCUACCACUGCAACAAGCGCGUCUCCGUCGAGACCGUCGCCAACCUCCCGGACAUCGUCUGCCACGACUGCAAGAACGGGUUCGUGGAAUCGAUUCCACUGUCGGAUCAUCCUCUUUCCCGGCCGUCCGAUCAGGCCGACGACCCGACCUUCGGCUCCCCGUUCCUCCAGGUGCUCCGGCUGAUCGCGCAGGCGGCGCGUGAGGAGGACGCGCCCCCGCCGCUGCCUCAGAACCCCACCCCCGAGGAGGAUUUCCUCAGGAUUGAGCUCGACGGCUGGGACAACGACGAGGACGAGGACGAGGACGCGCACAGCGUCGAGUUUCACAAUGAAGGCGGCGAGGAAAACGAGGAGGCGGAAGAGGAGGAGGAAGAAGAAGAGGAUAGAUCUGAUCGCGAGGAGGAAGAGAAUCAAGGAGAUCGGCAAGAGCGAGACGAAGAAGACCUGCGACGGCGUCGUCGCGAUGUGCUGCGUCUCCGCAUCAGAGACAUUGCUACCCGGGCCCGGAGCGGGAGGAACCGGAUUCUCGAUUGGGCCGAGAUCUUGAUGGGCCUGGAGGACAACUCCAUCGAAUUGCGGUUCGAGAUGCCCGAAUCGGAUCGUUACGUAGGCAAUCCUGAGGAUUACGUGGACGCAGCUGGGUAUGAAGCUCUGCUUCAGACCUUGGCGGAGAGCGAUAGCAGUGGAAGGAGAGGAGCUCCACCGGCUUCGAAAGCAGCCGUAUCGGAAUUGACAGCGGUGGAGAUUAAGUCUGUGGAUGAGGCUGUGGUUUGUGCCAUAUGCAAGGAUAUGGUUAAUGUUGGUGAAAUGUCAAAGAAGCUGCCAUGCGGGCAUGGAUAUCAUGGUGACUGCAUUGUGCCAUGGCUGAGCUCUAGGAAUUCCUGCCCGGUUUGCCGGUUUGAGCUGCCCACCGAUGAUCCUGAAUAUGAGGAGGAGAGGAAGAAGCAAGCUGUCAAUGUGAGUGCCGGAGCUUCGGGUUCUGGUGGAGAUAAUUCAGUCUCCGGCUGAAAACGAAUUGGUAUUACAAUUAUAAUAUGCAAUGCCCCCUUUUUAAUUUUUGUUCUAUUUGUAAUCUAUUUAUGUUGCUUUUGGUUGUUUAUUAGUUUAGUAGUCGAUUAGAAGAAGAAAUUGAGAUUAUUUUUUAUCUUUUUUCAUUUUCUUCUGGAUGUAAAUAACAUUUCAACUCAACUGUUGCUGGUGUUUGCUCAUGUUUAA